CGAGUCCCAUGGUGCCCCGCGGCGGGCCCGGUGAGGCGGCGGCCCGGCAGGAUGUCGCGACAGGGAGGCCGCGGAACCGAGAGCAAGAAAAUGAACUCAGAGCUCUUCACACUGACCUACGGGGCGUUGGUCACCCAGCUCUGCAAGGACUAUGAGAACGAUGAGGAUGUCAACAAACAGCUUGACAAGAUGGGUUACAACAUUGGGGUGAGGCUAAUAGAAGACUUUCUGGCCCGGUCCAAUGUUGGGAGAUGCCAUGAUUUCCGUGAAACUGCAGAUGUUAUUGCCAAGAUAGCAUUUAAGAUGUACCUGGGCAUCACUCCGAGCAUCACCAACUGGAGCCCUGGAGGUGAUGAGUUCUCCUUGAUCUUGGAAAAUAAUCCCUUGGUGGACUUUGUUGAGCUCCCUGACAACCACUCCUCUCUCAUCUAUUCCAACUUGUUGUGUGGAGUGCUGCGAGGGGCCCUGGAAAUGGUCCAGAUGGCUGUGGAUGUCAAGUUUGUCCAGGACACACUGAAGGGUGACAGUGUCACAGAGAUAAGGAUGAAGUUCCUCCGGAGGAUUGAAGACAAUCUUCCAGCUGGGGAAGAGUGAAUUGCAGCUCAGUCUCCCGUGGGGCUGGAGGGGACCAGCGGGUUUGGGCCAUUAGCUUUUGUCACAGAUCCAUAGGGAUGUAGGGAUCUAGUGCUCCUGCACAUUCAGACUGACUCACUGACUGUUUAAAACGUUGUUAUAUUCUUCUACUGUCAAUUCCAUCUCCUGUAGAAGACGAUUGUCUGGUUGCUGUUUAUUUCAUGAAUCCAUUCUGAAGCUUUUUCAUAAGGUGAUGUCUUUUUUGUAUUCCCCUGGGGACUCUUUCUACACAGUUUCUGAUGGUGACGUUUGGUUGUGUGAGAACUGCUGCUCAGAGCCUGGGAGAGCUCCAGCCUGCUGGAAUCCCAGUCUGCUUUACUGCCAGGAUUGGAAAGAGAGCUCUCAGAGCCACUGAUGUACUCUCCAAUGCUGUCCUUAAAAAGAGGUGUUUAAAAGUCCUUUGGAGAUAAGUGCAUGGUAUUCCCACAGCUCAAACUGGCUUCCUGUGUUUGAUUCUGUAGUUGUAGUAAAAUAGAGGCUUGGUGAGGGCUGGGAGAGCCCUUUGAGUGCUGGCAUCUCCUCAGGGUGACUCUGGUGACAGAGCAGUGGCAGGGUCGCUGUGGCUGCUGUGCAGUUUCUCAUCCCCAGCAGCCUCCUGACUCCCCUCUUGGGGAGGAGCUGAUCCAAGCCAUGGAGCAGCAGUCACCAUUUUAAAUGGAGAAAAUGGAAGUGGCUGCAGUGCCACCCGUGGCACCCAUGGCACAUGGUUCCACAGAACAGGACCCACAGCUCUGGUCAGUGUCUGGGAGGCAUUGGGUGCCUCCCACAGGUAAAACCCCUGCAGGGGUGGAGCUGUGGUGGUUUCUCACUGAUGUUUAGGACACAGCAGUUUCCCUGUUACUUGGUGAACCUCGGCAGCCUGCGGCACCUGGUGGUCUGUAAAAUAAAUGCAGAAAGGAGUGAUGCAGCUCAAAAAGCAAAGACAUUGAGCCCUCGGCUUCCUCUGCCAUCCUGUUCAGCAAGAAAACACAGCCAGAGGUUCUGUUCUACCACUUUACCUACCAUGAAGGUGCAGACCCACAGAGGUGAGCGGGAGCUCAUGGAGUUUAUUCACUUCCAUGGGUGUCCAGACACCUCAGCAGGUCUAUACCUGAGUGUAGGGUGAGGGAGGGAAAGUUGCUGCUCCUGCUGCCUUCCUUUGGGUUCUCUGCAUGAAUAUUGGUCAUCUGGACAACUCAGCUUGUCCCUUUUUAUUCCUCAAAUGAGCGAGCCCUUUUUGGUGGGAGGGUUUGGAUACCCCAGGUGGGAGCAGUUGGAGGAGCUGUGGGGGGGUUGGAGGUGCUGUGUGGUCACACUGCAGAGGUGAAAAAAGAGCAGCCAUUUCUCAUCCUUGAGUGUUCUAAGUCACUUUAAAGCUACAUUUUAAAAGCAACUGCAUUAAAAGAAUCCCAGUGUCAA
Calypte anna (Anna's hummingbird) is the source of this 2031-nucleotide messenger RNA. RefSeq names its product trafficking protein particle complex 3 (gene TRAPPC3). The transcript has 5 exons. NCBI's taxonomy places the organism in Eukaryota, Metazoa, Chordata, Aves, Apodiformes, Trochilidae. Gene Ontology annotation, biological process: endoplasmic reticulum to Golgi vesicle-mediated transport; intra-Golgi vesicle-mediated transport. The coding region runs from base 52 to 594 and encodes 180 amino acids. The record is from RefSeq and is a predicted model, not a curated record. Gene Ontology annotation, cellular component: cis-Golgi network membrane; TRAPP complex; cytosol.